AUGUUACAUCAGCUUCUAAAACCAAGGCUUACAAUUUGUGAUGAUAUACAGCAGAGCUUUAAUCUUCUGAAUAAAGUUGAUGUAUGUGUACUCGAAGCAAUACAUCAGCUAGAUAAUUCUGAAAGAAAUGGAAACGACUUAUUUAUAAAAGUGGUUUAUAAUAGAGAUUCGGACCUUGAAAGGUUAAAUAAUGGAUUUGGAUUUCGACGAGUUGGUCUCGUAGAAUUCAAUUUCAUUUACUGA
Messenger RNA from Funneliformis geosporum, 243 nucleotides. NCBI's taxonomy places the organism in Eukaryota, Fungi, Glomeromycota, Glomeromycetes, Glomerales, Glomeraceae. The record is from the annotation of a GenBank genome assembly.